UCUGGAGGCGCUAUGUUCUAGUUGGUAUGACGUUGUUAGUGCGGCGAGGGCCUUCGCACGCGCAGUGCAAGUGAUGACUUCCCUGUCGUAAGCUGAACUGGUGCACUAUCAUGCGCGCAGUCACCGUGAUUUCCCAUUUGGGCAAUCCUCUCACUCACCUCUGCAACUAGCUCUGCAACCGACUUUGCAACCAUCAAUUCUACCACUAUCUUUACCACCAAUUCACAAACAUGGACUCCUCCGCUCCAUUGUCCGAUCAAGUGCCCGCUGUUAAACGUCUCCCUAACGUCUCCCCCAGACCCCCAUCUGAACUCUUCCGCGUGGUUAAGACAAUCUCCGCGCCGACAUCUUCCUCGGGAGUGUACCUCUGCCUACCACGCGCGCUUCCCCCUCCAUUCGAGCCAUCAAAUAAGAUUGAUCCAGAAGUUUCUGAAGAGACCAUCGAAACCCACGACGCCUUCAAGACAAUAUCUGGAAAUGCGCGCCUCCAACAGCAGCUGCCGUUGCUCACAUACAAGAACCUGGGCGACUUCUUGUACAAGAGCAUGCAGGAAAAUUGCACAUCUGCGCUGCCAGAGCAGCACUUAAAGGUGCUACCGCAACUUUUCGUGGUCAAGACACGAAAAGACACGGUUGAGCUUCGCAAUGAGGCGUCGCAAUUCGAGGAGCAUGAUAAGAGGGACAAAGCUUCGCUGUUCGUCGGCUCAUAUGUACUACGCGCUGAGUACUCUGACUCGCCAUUCACUUCGUACAUCUGUCUCCGCCCCAUCUUCGGCCCCAUUUUGGCGCAGUUCGGCGAGGCGAGCAAUAAGGAUGACCAGGGCGGUAUUCCCAGCUGGUUUGUUUCGCAUAUUUUUAUGGGCUUGAUAGAUGCCGUGGACUUCCUACACGAGGAGGGUUUGGUGCACGGGAGGAUUGAGGCAUCGAACAUCAUGCUCAAUCUCUACCCUACGGUCAUGCACCAUCGGUACCGCGGCUAUCCAGACAUCCUGCUUAUAGACUUCUCUGCAACGGGCCCAAGCGAUAAAGACGCCGUGGAAAGGGACAAUCGUGGUAUGCUCGAGGUGAUGGAGCAAGUCAUCUCCAAGUGGAGUGAUGUUGCACCGUUCCUGGACUCAGAUGAUGUCGGGGACCCAAUCAUCGCUUUAUUAGCAUCCAUCGAGAUGACUCUCAGCAGACAUUACGAUGGGUAUCAUAGUAUCUCCGAUCUCCGUGACGGAGCUGAGGACAUUCGACACGAAGGUCCACAGGUCAUACCAAGGGACCUGAUGAUGUUGCUGCAUGCAGACCUGACGACGGCUGCUGAACUCGACCGCGCCGUACAAGAGCCGCCCGUGGCUGAGGUAUCAGCCAGUCAAGAAGAGUUGGGGGAAAUUUCAGGAGACGAUUCUGUGACCGUGGGUGGAAGCGACUAUGGAGCGAUGAAUACCGGGUCUACGGACGACAAGAUAAGGAUCAUUGAAGACCGAGAUACAGAGGUUGCAGAGGACGAGAUGGAUGGGUGCGUAGCGGCUUCAACCACUUGAAGACCACUCUCUGAUGGAGACAGAGCAGGAGAAGAACUAGAAGAAGAAGCAACACGAGACGGGUACCAAGAAAAGGAUCAGGAAUGACGAAGAUG
Alternaria rosae is the source of this 1621-nucleotide messenger RNA. RefSeq lists its product as uncharacterized. The transcript has a single exon. The record is from RefSeq and is a predicted model, not a curated record. Lineage: Eukaryota; Fungi; Ascomycota; Dothideomycetes; Pleosporales; Pleosporaceae. Bases 231 to 1526 code for a protein of 431 amino acids.